Canariomyces notabilis is the source of this 745-nucleotide messenger RNA. RefSeq lists its product as uncharacterized. Bases 135 to 650 code for a protein of 171 amino acids. NCBI's taxonomy places the organism in Eukaryota, Fungi, Ascomycota, Sordariomycetes, Sordariales, Chaetomiaceae. The transcript has 3 exons. The record is from RefSeq and is a predicted model, not a curated record.
CACCAACCCCUUGGACUUCUCCUACCACCAACCAGCCAGCCAGACCGUCAACCCGUUGCCUCUUCCUCCUCACCCAACAACCACGACAAGAUCAUCUUUGUUCCCUCCCAGUCUCCAAGCGGAAAGACUUGAAGAUGCCCCACGUCCCCAGCCCACCUCAGCCUUCAAGUUGUGAGAACCUAAAGUCGCCCACGGACCGCCUACGCUACCUGUACGCCGACGUGCGAAGGAUCUCUGAGAUUGCCGCACCUGAGCUGGUGCUUCACCCAGCCGACCGGGACCUGACCUCCCCGCCGCGGGCACCGUUGCGCGGGGUCGCGGCUUGCCAGGUGCAUGAGGAAGCCCUGGUGGCUGCCACGGGGGAAACGCUGGUCAUGGACGUUGAGAGUAUCACGGUCGGGGCCGACGGGGUGUUUGGGUGCGUUUUGGGGGUUUUGAGGGCUGGUGAGACCAAGGGGGAGCAUGGGCAAAUGGAUGGUGAUGGUGACGGGGAGGAGAACAAGGUUGGAUCGGUGAAGAAGAGGUCGAGGGGAGUCCUUGCGGUGCCCUUUUGUGGUUUGUGGAGGUUUGACCAGGAGGGAAGGGCGGUUGAGCAUUGGGAGAACGCGGCCGACCCGGCAGCAGUCGCAAAGUGGCUGACAGGGGAGUGAGUGAACGAUGUCAAGGCAUGGCCAACUUCUGGCCCCUGACCUAGCAACCAACCCAUUGGCUACGCCAGACCUUGAAUGCUUCCCCGGAUGUCUGU